AAAAGUAGAGGUUGUAGUCCUAUAGAGUUAAUUAGAUUCCAACUUUGAAGUGGCUCAUAAAAUUCCAUUAAUAAUGAAUGCUUCGAAUUUUAUAUUUCCUUGGCCUAUAUAACUAACCCCACCACUUUGUUUCAGGCACAUUGCAACCCAUUCCAAUUCCAACACACAAAAUCACAUUGAUCUCAAUUCUCAUCAAUGGCUCGCUCCUUCACUAACAUCAAAGCUAUCUCUACUCUUGUUGCUGAUGGUUUCUUCAAUUCUCUUACUAGACGAGGAUACGCGGCGGCAGCAACACAAAACACGACAAGAGGCGUAGCAACCUCCAUCAGCGGCAAGAUGGUAGCACAGAAAUCAGGGACAGACAAGGUGGCAAAUAAGGAAAAGGUGUCGUGGGUCCCAGACCCUGUCACUGGUUACUACAAACCCGAGAACACCAACGUGGUUGAUGUUGCUGACUUACGAGCCACGGUUUUGGGCAAAAAGUGAUUUAAAAUCAUUCUGUUUUAAACCGGUUGUUGGUUGUUGUUGGUGGUGAUUUUAAAUGGAGGUCGCGGGGGUGGCGUCUGGGUCUUGAGGUUGAUCUAGAUUUUAACUCUCUUUGUCCUUUUUUUUUUCUCAUAUGUAAACUUUAAAUUUAGAAAUGAAAUUGAAAUUAUGAUAUA
Molecule: messenger RNA, 662 nt
Organism: Lathyrus oleraceus (garden pea)
Lineage: Eukaryota; Viridiplantae; Streptophyta; Magnoliopsida; Fabales; Fabaceae
Product: indole-3-acetic acid-induced protein ARG2
Exons: 2
Coding region: 196-486 (96 amino acids)
Biological process (GO): response to stress
Cellular component (GO): mitochondrion
Source: RefSeq, a predicted model, not a curated record